AUGGCGAAAACCUCCAAGACUGACCCACAAAAGGAGAAAGCUUCUUCCUCUUCUUCUUGGCUGGCCGGUGAUAAAACACCGGUGGAACCGCUCCCUCACGAGUAUGUUCCUGGCCCUUCGGUUGCCCGGAUGCGUCACGCGGUCCCCGACCUCAAAGACUGGGUUCGAAAGUUGGCUGUGAGUUCUUCCCAUGCCGAGCACUGCUGGCGUGACAUGGCAAGGGGUAGAUGGGAGGCCAAGAAUCAUGAGUCGGUCUACCAGCUGGGGGAAGAAGAAGAAGAUGAACGCGAUGACUCGGCGCUGGUGGUUCGAGCAAGGAGGCCGGUUGAGGUUGGCAAGCCUUCCAAGCCGGAGGCAAUUGUCGAGACCCGGCCUCGUGAUGGGGAGGCCUCGAAGAAAGAUUCGGGCAAAGCCCCCGAAUCGCUUGAGACCCUUGACGUAGGUGGAGUCCCCAGUGAAGAGGAUCCUUUCCGGGAUUGUUUUACCGGGUUCGAUGAUGCCGUUGAUCUCAAUAAUUCAUCCUUCUUCUUUGAAGAGGCCCAACGUCUCCUAUCUCGGGCCUUUACCAAGUCUCUAGCCGAACUGAGUCAAUUCGAAAUCGAGCUCCAAAAAGUCUCGGAGGAGAGGAACAAUCUAAAGCUUCUUUGUGGACAAAAGGAUGAAGCUAUAAAGGACCUUCGAUCGGAUUUGGCCAAGGCUCGUAAGGAAGAGGCCGAGAUAGACGAGCAGUUGCAACAAAAACUGGAAAGGAUUGAGCUACUCCAAGGGGAAGUCAAUCAGAUCAAAGCCGACUGUGAUCGACAAAAGGAAAACAUGAACCGCCUUGUUGCGGAGAAAGAGGCUUCCUUGGCCAAACUGUCAUCGUCCGAAGACCAACUUCGGAGCAUUAAAGAGAAAAGCUCAGCCCAGGCCAAAAGGAUUGAGGAGCUUGAAGUCGAGCUUGUUGAGGCCAAGGAAGAGGUCGAGAAGAUGAAAUCCAUGGCCGACAAGUCCAUAGCUGUUUAUCUAGCUGAUGCCGAGGCUGCCCACACUCAGUUGAGUGAGGCCGCCCUUCAAGGUUUUGACCUUUCCAAAGAGAUAGCUCAAGAUAAGGUGCUUGAAGCCGAUACCAGGUUGCUCGUCUCCUCUGAUGAUGAUGAUGAUGAUGAAGGCAGCCAAGGUGGGUCUGAUAACGAUGAGGGGCCUGAACGAGAAGCUGCCCCUAAGGGAGGAACCAGCCCCGGGCAUAGUUAG
Nicotiana tabacum (common tobacco) is the source of this 1233-nucleotide messenger RNA. Lineage: Eukaryota; Viridiplantae; Streptophyta; Magnoliopsida; Solanales; Solanaceae. The record is from RefSeq and is a predicted model, not a curated record.